AUGAUGUGGUACUUGACUAUUACACAUUCUUUGCAGACUGCCAAAUUGAAAGUAGAUAGUUAUGAUGCUGAAAUAUCAUCGAUGAAGCUUGAAAUCAAGGACUUAAGUCACAAAUUAGAAGCUGCAAAUGCACAGGCCCACUCAUUUGAGAGAGAAAAAAAAAGACUUGAUCAAGUCCAAGAAAGGUGUAAAAUCGCUGAAAACGAGUCACAAGAGCGACUGAUAUUUGCCGAGAUAAAGCACGAGCUCGAGCGGAUGUUGCUCAAAAGGAAACUAGUGAGAUGCAGAAGUUAUUGGAAAAUGGAAAGAUUGGCCCAAAUUGAGAGGGCUGAGUUGGAAGUUUGCCUAGGGAAAAAAGAAACUUAG
This is a messenger RNA of Prunus armeniaca (apricot), 366 nucleotides long. The record is from the annotation of a GenBank genome assembly. Lineage: Eukaryota; Viridiplantae; Streptophyta; Magnoliopsida; Rosales; Rosaceae.